AUCAUCUUCUUUCUGCUGUUCUUCUGGUCUAUUAUAUAAUAGUGACUUUUGAUAUACUUUCUACAUAAGAUUUGGUGGAUUGAUCCUUCAAAUCGUUUGUCAGUAUAACAUUUUAAUUGAUGCAAAAAUAUAAAUGUGAAAGAAGACUCAAGGGGGAGGCUUGGAAAUGGAACUGAGGUUUUUCGCAGUAGCAGUUUUGAGUGUUCUGAUACAGAUCGGGGAAAAUGUGGAGCGCUGUCCAUUUGAAAAAAGGUGUAGAUGUUUCAACUUUUCUAAUAAUAUUCAUGCUGACUGCUCGAAUCUGGGCUUAAAACUGUCACCCGAUUUCUGGGCGAAUGUAACACGAAUAGAUCUCAGUCAUAACAAUCUAACACAGCUCCCUGACAGGAAAAAAAUACCAGAUAACUUAACUCAUCUGGACCUCUCCCAUAACUCCAUAAGUGCAUUUAGAAACUUUUCAUUCAAAGGACUGUUCAAGCUUACAGUUUUGAAAUUAAAUUCAAACAAGUUUCGGUUAACUAACAAACUAAGUAUAAAUGUUUUUGCAGAUUUGAUCAAUAUUAAAACGUUGGACUUAUCUGAAAAUACAGAGUUGACUUUUCGAAUUUUGCCAUUUUUGGCAUACGGUCUUCAAUUUUCAACAAUUUCGACCCUUUCAUUGAACAAAAUCCACUGCACAUUUGGACUGGGUACUGAAAUAAAAAAAGAUGAUAUAAGGUAUCUAAAUAAUACAAAUCUAACAGAAAUUCAUUUGUCAAGCAACAGAAUUGAAUUAUUGGAAAACGGAACUUCUGAUUAUUUCCCUAAAACAGUUAAGAGAAUAUCAAUAGCUGAAAACCGACUUACAUUUGGUUUAUACGUUUUACACCUUGGAGCAUUAAAGGAUCUGGAAUGGAUAAACGCAAGUUUACAAUAUCUUUCCCACAGUCCCAUUGAUAUUAUUAUCAGCAACAAAAUAUGUCGAGAUGAAAGAAGAAAAGAAUAUUUAAUAAACACCCAAGAUUAUUCAUAUGGUCGCGUGCAUAAGACAAAUGAGACGGCAAAGUUGUUGGUGAGAUACAAAAAUAAAACUGGAGGAAAUUUUACAAGAUCUAGUCAACGAAACGAAUUAUUAAAUAGCAAAAAUGAAGUCCAACCAUUACCACCAAAUAUAAAAACGGUUUUUUACAACAAAAGUGCAUUGCGCUUUGAGAUUCCAAGGUUGAAAUCGAAUGAAAACAAGCUGGAAGAGUUAUACAUACAGGACAACAUUUUAUAUUCAUGGACAGGUCCUGUACUAGGAAUGGAAAGACUUCGAGUACUGAAUAUGUCAAACAAUUUCUGUUCUUCAGUUUCCAAAAGUUUCUUUAAGCAUCUUGGUAAUCUUUCAGAAUUAUACCUAAGUGAUAAUUUGUUGGGUUUUAGUUUAUCACCGGAUACGGAAGGUGAAAUAUUUGCAAGUCUGAAAAACUUGACUCAUUUAGAGCUGAGAGCAAACAGAAUUACACAUCUGCCAAAUCAGAUUUUUAAAGGACUUCGAAGCAUAAAGGAUUUAGUACUGGCUGAUAAUACGCUUAGCACUAUAGAUUUUAGUAUUUCGACUUUAAAGAACUUACAAUUUCUUGAUGUAUCUGGAAACCAAAUCGAAUUUCUUUCCGAAACAAACAUGAAAGAUGUUGACCAACAGGCAGAUAAAGUCAGUUUUACAUUAAAUCUAUUAAGAAACCCGAUUUCAUGUAAUUGUAAAACACUGUCAUUUCUACAGUGGAUGAUUAAAAGGCAUGACACUAAGAAAAUCAGUUUUAAGUCAUUUGAAAAGUAUUCCUGCGCGACUUCAUCCCAGGGCAAACCAAUAAUGUUUUCAAAAAUUAAAGACUAUAUGCAAAAACUAGAAAAAGAAUGCAAUUCCUACACGUAUUUGAUCAUUAUUUUGUCAUUCAUCAUUCUCCUGUUCUUUGUCAUCCUUUUGUGUGGGCUGCUAUACAGAUAUAGAUGGAAACUUCGUUAUUUUUACUUUAUGACUAAAAGUCGAUACCAUGGAUAUAAAGCUGUGAGAAGUGAAAGCCAAUCAGAUUUUAAAUAUGAUGCCUUUGUUUCCUAUGCCGAUGACGAUUUUCCGUUUGUUCAGAAAAUGAUGUUGGAAUUAGAAGAAAAUAAUGGGAUACGUUUAUGUAUUCACCAUCGAGAUUUUGUUCCGGGAUAUGAUAUAUGCGAAAAUAUUAUCACUGCCGUCAAUAAAAGUAAAAAGACCAUUGCUAUAUUGUCUCCAAACUUCAUCAAAUCCAGUUGGUGUAUGUAUGAGCUACAUAUUGCAAAGAUGGAAGACAUCUAUUCUCGAGAAAAUGAAGGCGUUCUCCUUUUGGUAUUUUAUGAUGCUGUUCCUGUAGAUAAAAUACCCUUGAGUAUCAUGGACCUUAUCAAUCAGAGGUCGUACAUUGAAUUUCCUAACGAUGAACACGCGGAUUCAAUUUUCUGGAGGAGACUUUGUAAUAGUAUCAAUGAUGAAUUUUUAUCCUAAGGACAAGGACGGAUAUUUCAAGCUAAAACUCGAGUUGAUGUUUUUGAAAAUUGCAUUAAACAGCUUAAACAGCACAGAUUUUUAGUACUUAUUCUGAACCUGGUUGAUUCUUUUCUGCAAGAUUUGUCAGCGGAAACUUUAUUUUACAUUAAUCAGUUCUAUUUUAAUCUAAUGCCUAUAGAUUUUAGUUUCUCUUUUUAUGAAUUUAUGAUUUUACCGUGUAUUACAUAUUGUCGGGUAGAUGCUUAAUAUAUUUCUAUAAAAUAUAUUGUUUUAUAAUCGUAAAUUUGGUGCUAAUUGACGGUGUUCACAAUUUAUUUUUUCAAGCAUUUUAUAUCAUUUGCAAUAUGCUCAACACAUAGUAAAGUGUGUAUUAAUUAGGAGAAUGGAAAACCAAUAAAGCCUUCCUUGAAAUCAAUGUAAAUGUUUAUAUG
Molecule: messenger RNA, 2931 nt
Organism: Saccostrea cuccullata (small rock oyster)
Lineage: Eukaryota; Metazoa; Mollusca; Bivalvia; Ostreida; Ostreidae
Product: toll-like receptor 4
Exons: 2
Coding region: 167-2497 (776 amino acids)
Biological process (GO): toll-like receptor signaling pathway; immune response; inflammatory response
Cellular component (GO): plasma membrane
Molecular function (GO): protein binding; transmembrane signaling receptor activity
Source: RefSeq, a predicted model, not a curated record